GCGUUUGAGACGAGGCUCCUCGAUUGGUUGCACCGCGAAUCCUAAAAUUCCGAACCCAGCCGCGGUGGCAGCGAGAGGGAGAGGUUGGGGGGCGGGUGGUGCCGAGGAGGCAAAAUCGCGAGGCGGAGUUGCCCGCCGCGUGCGUGCGAGAGAGCGGAGGCCGCGUGAUCUCGGACGGGUCGGACUCUCGGGAGAGAGCACGAUGACGCGACCGCCCAGCCCCGCCACCCUCGCCGCCCUCGCCGCCGCGUGCCUGCUGGCGGCGCUGGCCCCGCCGGCGGCGCUGGCCGUGCCGGCGGCGCUGGCCGUGCCGGCGGCGCUGGAGAAGCUGGCGCGGCGUGAGCAGUCCCUGGGGGAGCGUCCGCUGGACGGCGACGUGGCGCACGGCCUGCAGUACGACCACGAGGCCUUCCUGGGCGUGGAGGAGGCGCGCACCUUCGACCAGCUCACCCCGGACGAGAGCCGCCACCGCUUGGGGAACAUCGUGGGGCGCGUGGACAGUAACAGCGACGGCUUGGUGACGGGCACGGAGCUGCGUGCGUGGAUCGAGCACACGCACACGCGGCAUGCGGGCGAGCGGGCCGCCCAGCGCCACCGGGAGUACGACGUCAACGGGGACGGCCUCGUGUCCUGGCAGGAAUACCGCAACACCUCCUACGGCAACACCCUGGACCCGGAGGGCGAGGCGCUGUUCCACGUGCAGGAGGGCGACCUGGCCACCUACCGCCACAUGCUGCAGCGCGACGAGCGCCGGUUCCGCGUGGCCGACCGCGACGGGGACAUGACGGCCACGGUGGAGGAGCUCACGGCCUUCAUGCACCCCGAGGACUUCACGCACAUGGAGAGCGUCGUUGUCAUGGAGACCAUCGAGGACCUGGACAAGGACGGCGAUGGUGCCAUCAGCUUGGACGAGUACAUUGGUGACAUCAUGGGCCGGGGCGGGGAGACCCUGGCCCCCGGGGAGCCCGAGCCCGAGUGGGUACAGACGGAGCGCCACCAGUUCACCGACUUCCGCGACACGGACCACGACGGCAAGCUGGGCUACGACGAGGUGCGCCGCUGGGUGCUGCCCCCGCCCGACUACAACCACGCGGAGGCCGAGGCGCGCCACCUCGUCUACGAGGCCGAUGGCAACCGGGAUGGGAAGUUGACGAAGGAGGAGAUCCUGGAGGCCUGGAGCCUGUUUGUGGGCAGCCAAGCGACCAAUUACGGCGAAGACCUCAACAAACACCACGACGAACUUUAGCUGCUUCACUCACCACCGCUCCUUUGCUCUCUGACCCCACUUGCUCCAUCCGCCCAUCGCGGACGCUUCCAGCCCGAGGCAAUCGGCACGUGGCGGGCGGGGGUUGCCGCGCUUUUCUGUAGCGGAAGCAGCGACAGCAGGAGCCGCGGCAGCCUCUGAACGCGUGAAUAGUACCGUGAAAAAUCUCUCCCGUGUGAAAAACAUCCGGCUCGGCUCGUGGGUGGUUGCUUUUAAUAAAUCGGUGGCACAAAACGAGAAGAAAAUUUACAUAAUAGAUGUUUUGGCGGCGGGGGGGGUGGGUUAGAUUGCAUAAAUGUAUAAAUGUGUCGUUAAACCCUUCACUAUCCGGUACAGACAAUUAGUACAGUUUGUCACAUAAACAAAACAUGUCAAUUCGUUACUCUCUGUACUAGUAACGCAUUGACAUAUUUUGUCUACGUGACAACCCUUACUCUUAUGGAUAAUCAGUUUAACACAUAGGCGUUCGCGACC
Petromyzon marinus (sea lamprey) is the source of this 1738-nucleotide messenger RNA. RefSeq names its product reticulocalbin-1-like. The record is from RefSeq and is a predicted model, not a curated record. Gene Ontology annotation, molecular function: calcium ion binding. Gene Ontology annotation, cellular component: endoplasmic reticulum. Lineage: Eukaryota; Metazoa; Chordata; Hyperoartia; Petromyzontiformes; Petromyzontidae.